Marasmius oreades (fairy-ring Marasmius) is the source of this 348-nucleotide messenger RNA. RefSeq lists its product as uncharacterized. The record is from RefSeq and is a predicted model, not a curated record. NCBI's taxonomy places the organism in Eukaryota, Fungi, Basidiomycota, Agaricomycetes, Agaricales, Marasmiaceae. The transcript has a single exon. Bases 1 to 348 code for a protein of 115 amino acids.
AUGGAAUAUGCGUUGAUCAAGAAGAAAAAAGAGAUUCGAGAUUCAGCUGCAUCAUCUGAUCCGGAUGUGUGUAGUCCGGCAGAUUGUGAUUGGAUGUUAUAUCUAUGCAAGGUUCAUUGGACGAAGAGUAUGAGGGUUAGGAGGUAUAUUUGGAGCGUUUGCGAAGAAGUCAAGAGGGUGUAUGAUAAGAAGAUGAAGGAAACGGAUGGGUGUGGAUUUUAUAAGUUAUCGGAAGAAGGCAUGAAACCGACUGAGAAGAGGAUGGCCUUGGAGGCCAUGGCGCAACAGAUGUUUAUGAUGAAGCAGGUCACGCGACCUAUGAAGAAAGGGCCAAAAUCAGCGAAAUAG